Apis laboriosa (Himalayan honeybee) is the source of this 1490-nucleotide messenger RNA. RefSeq names its product retinoid-inducible serine carboxypeptidase-like. The transcript has 9 exons. Gene Ontology annotation, biological process: proteolysis. Bases 192 to 1370 code for a protein of 392 amino acids. Gene Ontology annotation, molecular function: serine-type carboxypeptidase activity. The record is from RefSeq and is a predicted model, not a curated record. Lineage: Eukaryota; Metazoa; Arthropoda; Insecta; Hymenoptera; Apidae.
ACAUCGAAGGAGAUGCGUUCGGGAAAUUUUGCGAAAUUUCGCAUAACCUGCAAUUCUGUGGACCGCUUUCCAAGUGAAUCGCGAUUUCACUUUUUUUAAGAGAGAUUAAAAAGGGAACCGUCAUAGCGAGAAAAGGAUUCGGCCCUGGAGAACAGGAAUGGGGAUACGUGAAAGUGCGACCCGCCUCGCACAUGUUCUGGUGGCUCUACUACACCACCGCCAACGUGUCCUCCUAUUACGAUAAACCGUUGAUUAUCUGGUUGCAAGGUGGGCCGGGAGCAUCGUCCACCUCCUAUGGGAACUUUGAGGAACUCGGACCUUUGGACGUCGAUUUGACGCCGAGAAACUUCUCCUGGGUGAAAAAUUACAAUGUCCUCUUCAUCGACAACCCAGUUGGUACAGGGUUCAGUUACACCACGUUAUCGAGCGGAUACGCGAGAACAAACACGGAGAUUGCUCACGAUCUCGUCGAAUGUAUGAAAGGUUUCCUGAAAGCAUUACCGGAAUUCCAAGAUGUGCCCACGUAUAUCACGACCGAAUCUUACGGAGGGAAAAUGGGAGCGGAAUUCGCUCUUCAAUGGUACAAGGCGCAGCAAAAGAGAAUUAUCAAGAGCAAUUUGAAGGGUGUCGCCCUCGGUGACGCGUGGAUCUCUCCCGUCGACUCCGUGAUGAGUUGGGCGCCCUUCUUACUCGCCACGGGCAUGGUGGACACCGAGGGGUACAAGAAGAUCGAUGAAAUGGCUCAAAAGACGAAAAAUGCCGUGGAAACGAAGAGCUGGAGGACGGCCACGAUGCUUUGGAUCAACGCGGAGGCAGUGGUCGCUGAAGUUACCGAUAAUAUCGAUUUCUAUAAUAUCUUAACGAAAAUGGAAGCUAGCGGGACUCUCUCCCUCAUGAAGAGAAUUCGGUCGAAACCGUUCCUUCGAGAAUACGCCACGUUCAACGAAGCCAUCUUAAACAGGCUUAUGAAUGGACCCGUGAAGGAAGCUUUGCAACUUCCGGUUAACCACGGCGAUCAAUCAGAUAUGGUAUUCACCAAGUUGCAAGAGGAUUUCAUGAAACCUGUAGUCAAUAUAGUGGAGGAAUUAUUGAACAAAACUGAUCUAAAAGUUGCCGUGAUCACCGGUCACAUGGAUCUCAUCGUCGACACUCCAGGAACUUUAAAUUGGGUUGAGAAGAUGAACUGGAAAAACGCAAAUUUGUGGCAAUAUUCUUCCAGAUAUCCCUUAGUGGUGCAGGAGAUCAUAGAAGGUUAUGAGAAAUCUUACGACAAUUUCGCCAUGUACUGGGUGAACAGAGCCGGUCACAUGGUACCAAAGGACAAUCCAGCAGCAAUGGGAAGGAUACUGGAAAAAUUCACGGAACAAUAAAUCAAAUUUCAAGAGAUCAAAUCGUACGACGACUGAGAAAUGGAGUUCAGAAAUAAAUUAAAAUUCGUGUAAAAUAAAUAAGUGAAAAGAGCUACAUACAUAAAUUUAUACUUUAUCGUA